AUGAUGGUGGAAACCAUGGAAAAGGGUCUCAUUGACCUGAAUGGUUUGACGACAAUGCUCGGCUCGCCAUCGGUUUCGACACACCCCUGCUCGCUGUGUUCGAAGUCGUUCCCGAAUUCUAAACUUCUACAACAACACCAACAGACGUUUCACACGGACAAGGCAUUCGUGUGCGAGAUUUGCGGGAAGGCGUUCCGCUUUCGGUCGAACCUCGCCGAGCACCGCUCCGUCCACACCGCCCUAAAGCCCUUCGUCUGCCGAUACUGCGGCAAAUCCUCCCGCCUCAAAGGCAACCUGACCAAGCACAUCCUCAAGCACCACAAGAAAGAGCAAAACGAGCAGAUUGGCAAAAAUGACAUCAUCAUUAAAAAGGGCAAAAAAUCGGUGAAAGACCCGGCCGCUGUCGACUUUCUGGAAAAGUCCAUGUUCGUUAUCGGGCCCACCAAGGGAGCUCCUCCUCAAGAGGUGCCCGUAUCUUUGUUGCCGAAGGCUGAACCGGAAACGCCAAACUGUGGAAAGGCCUUCUUCGUCUCGUUCGGCUUUGACCAGAGUAGUAUGGACUUGACAGAUUCGCACGAUGAGAAUGGAAUGGACAGCCCUGAAGAUACCUCCUCCGUGACGGACUCGAUUCUGUUGAAGCAGGAAAUGGACAGUGAUGCAUCACCAAACAGUCCGCAAAACCAUCACUCAACGGUAUGCGAAGGUUUUUCGAUUGGCGGUGCUGCUGGAUUGAACGCUUUGCUGGCCAGCGUCUCCUGUACACCCCCACCUCGUGAAAAGACCGAGUCACCAUCAGUUACUGCAAGCAUUUCACCACCUGCAUCUCUACCAAAAUACGAUGGGACGCAGUGUCACGAGUGCGGCAAACACUUCCGAAAAGGAUCGCAGCUGAAGAACCACCUCCUCCUCUUCCAUGGGUUCCCCGGCCUUGAGAAGUCUGCCAAUGAGAUGAAGCCCGAGCCGGAGGGGAUGAGUGAUCCGGGCAGUGGAAGUGCAAAGGAUUCGAGUAUUUUCUCUGAUGUGGUACAUGAGCCAACAGUCGGCGAAGUGGCAGCCAUGCAAAACGACAUCCGCACCAUCAAAAAUGCCGUCUCCGAUAUCCGACACGAGAUGCGAACCCAUAAGCCCGAGCCGAGCAACACCCUCGAGACGCGGGUCAGCCGAAUGGAGAAGCAGAUCGAGAUGGCGCUCAACAGCAUCUACACCCUUGUCCAAUUACAAACCGGUAUCACCUCGUCAAUCACUAAAUUCCGCGAAAGUAUGGAAAGUGACAUGUUGGAUCUCAAAAACUGCCGGUGUCGCCAAGAAGAAAAU
This is a messenger RNA of Mesorhabditis spiculigera, 1314 nucleotides long. The record is from the annotation of a GenBank genome assembly. Lineage: Eukaryota; Metazoa; Nematoda; Chromadorea; Rhabditida; Rhabditidae.